CGCCAGGUGGCGCCAAUUCUGCGUUCAAACUCUCCGUGAUGACGUUUGAUCUUCCGCUUCCGCGAGUAACGGAACAACAGUGUCGCUGUGACACGAGCAGCAUGUCUGCGAAGGCUCUUCCAGAUCAGUGGAGUGGAGAGGAGGAGACACAGCUGAGACUCGUUCUGAUUGGACGAACCGGCUCCGGCAAGAGCGCCACAGGAAACACCAUCUUAGGGCGACGUCACUUCCUGUCUGCGCUUAGGGCAGGUUCUGUGACCCGUGUGUGUGAGUGCGGCCGAGCGCAGCUGUGUGAGGAUGAGGAGUCCGGCGGGGGGGCGAUGAAGAGCGUUCUGGUGGUGGACAUGCCAGGAUUCGGAGACACUGGUCUGGACGAGACUCAGGUUCACGCAGAGAUGGCUCGAUGUGUGGCUCUGACGGCUCCCGGGCCGCAUGCCUUCCUGCUGGUGAUCCCGCUGGGACGCUACACCGCGGAGGAGGACCGGGUCGUCACGCAGACGCUGCGUGUGUUCGGUGAGGAGGCGCUCCGCCACACGGUGGUGCUGUUCACACACGGAGACCAGCUGGAGGACGACAGCAUCGAGAGCUUCCUGGAGCACGAGUCCACUCCGGAGCGACUGAAGGAGCUGCUGCGCGUCUGCGGCGGACACUACUGCGUCAUCAACAACAGAGCGCCGCAGAACCGCACGCAGGUGAACGCGCUGCUAGCCACGGUGCAGAGGAUGGUGCAGGACGUGGGCGGAGCCUGUUACACCAACAGUGUGUUCCUGCAGGCGGAGCGCGUCAUACGGGACGAGCAGCAGCGGCGCAUGCAGCACUGGAGAGGUCACAGCCGACGCCAGGCCCUGCGCUCCGCUCUCAGCCGCAUCCGAGCCGAAGCCGCUCUCUCCGGGAAGGUCCUGGAGCGCAUCAGAGUGCUGGUGGCGGCGGGAGCCACCGGUGCAGCCAUAGGGGCCGUGUUCGGAGCCGCAGCUCCUCUAGCGGUCGCAGCCGGAGCCUCUGUGAUGGGCGGUGGAUCGGUGGGGUUAGCAGGCGUCUCGGCCGCAGGAAGCGCAGGCGUAGGGAAAGCGUUCGGAGCAAUAGUUGCAGCCGCGGCUGGGAAGAGCGCGGUGGCUCUGGGAGCGGCGACAGGCGGCGUGUUGGGAGGGUCGGUCGGAGCGCUAGCGGGCGCUCAGGCCCCGGGGCCACGGGAGGCAGCGCUGGAGGCAAUGCAGCAGGUGGGAGCGAUGGGUGCUGCAGCGGUGGGCGUGGCUGCAGGAGUGGGCGGAGCUGUGGGGGCGGGAGCAGCGCUGGGGGCGGUGCUAGAGGGAGGGGUGAUGAGUGCUGGGGAAGCUGUAGCAUCGAGUGCAGCAGUGCAGUCUGUGACCUCCAGUGCAGCCGCACGCGUCCUGAGCGCUGUGGGAGAGAUCGGGAGAGCUGCGGCGGGGAUGGCCCUGGCUGGAGGACUGGUGAUCAGGGUGGUGAAGGACAGGGUGCGCUCCGCAGGAAACACCACUGAACACACCUCCUACGAGAUCCACUGGAACAAGUGAACAAUCACACACCUCUAACCCUGCAGAUACUGUAGACGCAUCAGCUUGUCAUUGCAGUCAGAUGUGUAGAACAGAAAGAUUAUUUGAUGAGUUCAGUAUUUUACUCGAUUUUAGUUUGUCAUUGAGACGCUCUGUUCAGCUGAAGCUCACUCAUGGAUGAACAUGUGUUCUGUUGAACUCUGAGCUGAAGUGCUGUGUGAGGAAACAGAUCCAGACGUGUGCGUGACGACUGGUUUAGACUGGAUCUGUUCACACUCAGCACAUGUGUGAGAGUCACUCAACACUGUGUGCUUGCUUUCUGAAGCCGGAACAAAAAUAAACACAGUAAUGA
Carassius carassius (crucian carp) is the source of this 1863-nucleotide messenger RNA. RefSeq lists its product as uncharacterized. The transcript is spliced from 2 exons. Gene Ontology annotation, molecular function: GTP binding. The record is from RefSeq and is a predicted model, not a curated record. The coding region runs from base 39 to 1532 and encodes 497 amino acids. Lineage: Eukaryota; Metazoa; Chordata; Actinopteri; Cypriniformes; Cyprinidae.